CGCCAACCCCACCAAACACCGCCGACUCCAGAGACAAAGACCCCAAGAGGUAGGCGAAGCUUGACGUCGACACCAAAGCUGCCUGGAUCUACAUCGACCUGCCUGCCAGGUGGUAGAACAGAACAGCACAGAACAGAUUGGACCAUCGAAAAAUAUCAUCACUUCUAUCUUACCUGGCCUGUCCAUUGCCUGCCUCUUUUGCCUCUUGUCCUUUAGCGCCACCAGCUAAGCCAGACCUCCUUCUAGCCGAGCGACAUUGCUUCCGCGCGACCUUGGAUCUCCAGAGUGCUGAAGCUACCUUAUUUGUCAUCACGGCCACGACGACAACAACAACCAUGCGCAGUGCCAUAGAUCAUGACGCUCUCACGAGCGAAUUCAUAAGCGCCACAGGCGCCACCGUUGACCAGGCCACGCAAUAUCUUACUGCGAGUAACUGGGACGUCAUGGUUGCUGCUGAAUCCUACUUCGUCGACGAGGACGACGACGCGGAAAUAAAGGCCGCCGCCGCUACUUUUCGUGCCGGUGCCAGUGGCGGUGACGCCAGCAGCUCCUCUGCUGCCCCUCCCGACUAUACCGGCCCUCGCACUUUGGAUGGCCGCCCCGUUCCCCAAGCUAUUCCCACCACAUCAAGUUCCUCUUCUUCGAAAAGACCACAGAAGAAGACAGGGCUGGCAACAUUGAGCUCCCUAGGAGACGGUCAUGCUCACGACCACGAUGACCACAAACGCGAUGAUGAUGGUGGUGACGAUGCUGCUCGCCGAGAUACAUAUGCUGGUGGUGAGAAGAGUGGUUUGGCGGUUCAAGACCCAACCCAACGUGCCGAUCCAAGACGUAUAAUCAAUGAUCUACUCUCCAAAGCCAAGAGUAACGCUCGGCGCCCUGAAGCAUCUGCUCCCUCCGAAGCCCCCAGCUCUUCGUCUUUCCGAGGAAGUGGUCAGACAUUAGGUGGCGAAGGUACCGAGAGUCGUGUGAUCCCGGAUCCACGCGCUUCUUCAAGCCGUGCCCGUCCACAGCCAAGCGCUGAAACUCAAGAGCGACUCUUACACGUUUGGCGAGAUGGCUUUAGCAUCGACGAUGGGGAGCUGCAUCGCUUCGAUGACCCCGCAAACGCCGAGGAUCUACGCAUGAUUCAGUCGGGCCGCGCACCUCUCCACCUGAUGAAUGUGCGCUACGACGACCCCGUAGAUGUCAAGGUAAAGCAACAUGAUGAGAACUAUCGACCGCUUCCGAAGACGUAUAAACCAUUCAGUGGAGAAGGUAGACGUCUCGGUAGUCCCGUGCCCGGCGAGGCUGCUUCUACCGCUACAUCUUCUACAACAGCUACAUCGAAUCUUCGUACAGUUGAAUCAUCGUCGGCUACCACUCCAACUGCUCCCGUCGAUGAAUCCCAACCUUCUGUGACAAUCCGAAUCCAAAUGCCAGAUGGCACAAGACUACCUGCCCGAUUCAACACAUCGCAAACGGUCAGUGAUAUCUACGAUUUCAUCAGCCGGGCUUCACCUGAACUGAGAGAGGGUGGUUGGGUCCUGGCUACUACUUUCCCCAACAAGGAUCAUACAGACAAGACUUUGGUUAUAGGCGAUAUGGGGGAAUUCAAGAAGGGUGGUACCGCUGUUGUAAAGCGAGGUGCCUGAACAGAUCCACGGAAUUAGUAUUGAUAGACGUCAAUUGCUAGGUGGGAAGUGGGUGUUCCUCCACCCUUGGCAGAAAUGAAGGAAAUAGUUGUACGUAUAGAUUCGGGUAGAAAGGCGUCCGCUUCCUGGUAAGUUUUACGAGAGCCUAAAAACGCAACAUAAAGACCGUACUACUCAUAUUCUCGGAAACUAGAGCAACAAGAACAAAAAUUUUGACUUGACUAUAUUGUACCAAGAUGCCAACAUCUAUAAGUUUACGACCGAUGAAGGAAGGAAUGUCUAUGACCAGCUUAUAGUUCAUAUCAUUGUAAAUAUGUGCUCACAACACUUCCGGUCUGGGCUUGAGCUUUAUAUCUCUCACACACCUAAUUUACAUCCUCGUUCGUAGCAGUAGCUUUUAAAUGAAAUCCCUAUUGUUGAUGACUCAAAACAAGGCUGUCUUUCCACUGAAUGUACCUAAUCACGUAGAAUUUUACCCAUUGCAGAUAUAGGCUUUAUCCACUUGCUCAUC
Messenger RNA from Xylaria bambusicola, 2145 nucleotides. RefSeq lists its product as uncharacterized. NCBI's taxonomy places the organism in Eukaryota, Fungi, Ascomycota, Sordariomycetes, Xylariales, Xylariaceae. Gene Ontology annotation, biological process: autophagosome assembly; nuclear membrane reassembly; membrane fusion. Gene Ontology annotation, cellular component: cytosol; nucleus. The record is from RefSeq and is a predicted model, not a curated record. The transcript has 3 exons. Gene Ontology annotation, molecular function: ubiquitin binding. Bases 336 to 1634 code for a protein of 432 amino acids.